This is a messenger RNA of Andrographis paniculata, 866 nucleotides long. Its product is annotated as zeaxanthin epoxidase, chloroplastic. The transcript is spliced from 5 exons. Gene Ontology annotation, molecular function: protein binding; mRNA binding. NCBI's taxonomy places the organism in Eukaryota, Viridiplantae, Streptophyta, Magnoliopsida, Lamiales, Acanthaceae. The record is from RefSeq and is a predicted model, not a curated record. Bases 146 to 721 code for a protein of 191 amino acids.
UCAUUUCCAUCCAACGUGAUCAAUCUAAAGUGAGUGAGGAGCAACAACAACAACACACACAGAGGUAAGAAAAAGCAAAAAAGGAAAAACAGGAAAAGGUUAUCUUCGUUCAAAGAGACCAAUCAGAAGAAAGGGCUAAGGGUUAAUGGAAAUGACCACUCCCCAUUCCAUUUCCAUCCCCAUUUCCAUUCCAUAUUCCAAGUCCAGAUCGACGCUCCACAGCUCUGUCAAUUUCCUCGGCUACAAUUGCUUGCCGAGAAACCUCAAAUUCAGCGGCAGAAGCUUCGCCGCCAUUACAGCUGAGGCCUCUGUCAGAUGGCUUCUUCAACCCAUUGGCGACGGCGAUUCAAGACACAUCGGCUAUAAAAUCACCCUGCCCGGCGCAUUCGAAGUAGCAUCUAAUGUGGUCACUGUGGGGCGUGCUCUUGAAAAAGCAGAUGUCGUGCUCCCUGUGCCUACAGUUUCAGCUUUGCAUGCGCGGAUUGAGAAGACGGACGAGAAUCUCUUGAUUACGGACUUAGACAGUACCAAUGGUACCUUCAUCAACGAUAAGCGGCUAAAGCCAGGAGUUGUUUCCCCGGCAGUGCCUGGAAAUCGCAUUACGUUUGGCGAUACCAAUUUGGCGAUAUUCAGAGUGUAUAAGUUCGAGGAAGAUUCCGGCGACGGAGACGGAGACGGCGACGAGGGCGCUGAAGACGAAGCAGAAGCAGCAGCAGCUUAAAGACAGAGAAGCUCAUCUUCAUGUAUAUGUUUUCUGAGAUUUUUAAGAUUCGGAGAACCUAAACUGAACUUGUUUAUUAGUAAGGUUAUUUCACUGUGCUGUUGUUUUUGAGCAGCCAAGUUUAUUGUUAUUAUUAUUAUUAUUA